AUGCCACCUUCCAAGACUGAAGUUAUCCUCACGGGGAUCGACAAUUGGGACGACUGGCAGAAGUUUGUUGCAAGUUUAAUUGAUAUAGACAUCUGGGAAGCGAUUAAACCUGCAAACCGAACUCAAGUGCUUCUACAAAAGCCAAGAAGACCGCAGGUAUCUGACUUUAACGCAAACGCUCAGACCGAAGCCAACCUUUCGGCGUCUCAAGUCAAUGCUUUCAAACUAGCGCGCGAUAAUUGGAAAGACAGCUCUAAGGAAUACGAGCAACAGAAAACCAACCUUACCAAAGCUAGAAGUGUUAUCAUUAGCCAUGUGGAUGAGAGAUUAGGUCGUUAUCUUGAUCAAGACGACGAUCUCCCCAGAUGGAUCGAUAGUCUAGCGGUAGCAGUCAAUGCUGAACAGACCAAGGCAACAGACGCACUUGUGAUAGAAUAUCAGCAGAUUAUUCGGUCAUUCAGUUGCACCGAUUCAACAACUUUCGGCGAUUGGAUCUGGAAGUGGGAGAACUUCCUCCUUAAAGCCGCACGGCAUCGAAUGCUUGAAGUUACUGGGGGUCGCUGGUUAUUUGACAUUGCCCGUCUUAUGGCAAAGUAUAACGGCAACUUCACUGAUAACUGCAGACAAGCUGCAGAAUCAUUUGUUUCAAAAACAAAAGAUUACAACAAGGCCGUUGAGCGAGGGGUACAGCAGCUAUUACAGCUAAAUGACCUCAGUGAUCACGGCAGGUUACGAGAAGCAGCAUUGGCAAUUCAAGGAGCUCUAAUCCAUACGCCUCCAAAAGCCACAGAUGCAAGCAAGGAAUGGUCAAUUGGAAGUGUCGCAGUCAAGUUACGGACCUGGGCUAGCUCUGCUCUCCCAGCACAACCACCAAAGCCGUCAAUUAGGCGAGGAACAGCAUUCCAGGCUGACACUAACGAGAGUGAUCAGAGUGAGAGUAUAACUCAAAACCCGUCUUGUCGGAAGAGGCCACGAACAGACAAUCAAGAUGGCAGUAACAAGAAACACGCUAUGGCCUGUGAAGCUUGCAGAUUACCGGGGCAUAAUUUGAGCACGUGUUGGGUAACCAUCCCAGAACUACGGCCAGAGGGAGUAACGGCAAAUAAGCGUCGAGAAAACCUUGUCAAGAAAACCUUGGCUGCUGACCCGGAACUAAGAGCCAAGGUGGCAGAACGCAGCUCAGAAAACCCAUGA
Metarhizium guizhouense ARSEF 977 is the source of this 1194-nucleotide messenger RNA. The record is from the annotation of a GenBank genome assembly. Lineage: Eukaryota; Fungi; Ascomycota; Sordariomycetes; Hypocreales; Clavicipitaceae.